AUGGCGCAAAAGGCCGUUUGGCAGCCCCGGCUGGCCAAGAGAGUUCUCCAAAUUCCGGGCAGCGGAAUUCGAGAGGUCAUGAGCAAGUGCAUGGCGCUGCGCGAUGCGGGGAAAGAUGUCAUUAACUGGCACAUAGGCCGGCCCGAUUUCGAUACUCCUGUGCACAUCAAGGAGGCGUGCUCCGAAGCUCUUCGCCAGGGCCACGUGCACUAUGCCCCAGCAGCUGGCAUUCCCCAACUUCGGUCUGCGCUGGCGGGGCGUGCCUCGCAGGAGUACGCCUGCGAAGUGGAUCCCGACCGCAUCGUUGUUUGCAAUGGGGGCAUGGAAGCAGUUACUGUGAUCCUACACACCUUCCUGAACGAUGGUGAUGAGGUUAUAGUGCCCACGCCCAACUGGCCCAACAUGAAGUGGGCCGUGGUGAUGGCAGGUGGGAAACCUGUGGAGGUGCCCCUGAAGAAUGGCAUCCUUACGGCCGAGGCCAUUGCUGCAGCGGUGACGCACAGGACAAAGUUUGCCGUGCUGUCUUCGCCUGGAAAUCCACUUGGCACCGUUACUGGAUCAGAUGAGCUGAAGCGCAUCAGCCGUGUUCUGGAAGACAAAGAUCUGAUGGCGAUUAGUGAUGAGACUUACACCAGGUUGUACUACGGGGAUGCUGGAUCAACCGCUCCAUCCAUUCUGGCCAUCCAAGGCAUGGCAAAGCGCUGUUUCGCUGCGAGCACCUUCUCCAAGACUUACGCCAUGGAUGGGUGGCGACUUGGUUGGGCGCUGUGCCCAGAUGCCGAAGCAGCUGUCGCCGUUGCCAAGACAAGGUACUAUUACUCGGCGUGUUCUCCGACGUUCACGCAGCAUGCGGGAGUUGCUGCUUUGUCUUCCUCUCAAGACUGCGUAGCUGCCAUGCUGGCAGAAUACAGUGAACGCCGUUCCGUCCUGGUAGACGGACUGGAGAGCAUCCCUGGUCUCAAGCUGCCGGGUGGCAGCCCAGAAGGCGCCUACUACGUAUUCCCAGACGUGUCGGCAUUCGGGGAUUCAGCGGAGCUUGCUAGACACCUUCUGGACGAGCAUCACAUCGCCGCGGUGGAUGGAGGUGUCUUUGGCCAAGAAGGGCAGGGCCAUCUCCGCAUCGCCUACUCAUGCUCAACAGAGGAUUGCCGGCGCGGUGUUGAACGCCUGGCGAGGGCCCUGCGCGGGCGAUGA
Symbiodinium natans is the source of this 1194-nucleotide messenger RNA. Lineage: Eukaryota; Dinophyceae; Suessiales; Symbiodiniaceae. The record is from the annotation of a GenBank genome assembly.